GACCAAUUCCUUCCACUUGGAUUGUCAUCCUACUACAGUAAAGGGCGAAUCUCUUUGUACGUCGUCAACACCCAUCCGAAUCGGCAAUGCGUGGAGAUUUUCACAUAUCACAAAGAGAAGAAUGUUCUUUUCCAUAGGAAAUCUGUUUGCGACGCAGGAUUCUCGAGCAUCUCGGACAUCGUAGUAGUUGGUGCGGAUAGAUUCUUCGUCAGCAAUCUGGCUUAUAUGUCGAGAGGUCAUUUGCAAACGGCCGAAUUGAUGAUGCAGAGCAGUUUCGGUGCGUUGUACUUCUUCGAUGGGCGGAAUGUCUCAUUGCAAGAGUCUCGACUUUCCUCACCUUCAGCGCUCGCCAUUGAUCGACGGCGGCAGCUGGUCUUCGUCGGUUCCAUGCUUAACGAGAAUAUUCGUGUGUACAAAUUGGAGAAGGAUUUCUCGCUCACGUUCCGAACGCAGAUCUCUUUGCUAUCCUCACCCGCUGGAAUGCAUAUAGAUGAAGAGUCCGGUAAGAAAGUAGUUCCUUUCGCAGUGAUCAGAAGCAUUGGAAAAACCGGGCCGAGUAGACCGUGUCUG
Messenger RNA from Ostertagia ostertagi, 570 nucleotides. Lineage: Eukaryota; Metazoa; Nematoda; Chromadorea; Rhabditida; Trichostrongylidae. The record is from the annotation of a GenBank genome assembly.